AGGACAAGCGGAUGACGCAGCACGCAUGACCCAGACACGGGUCUCUCCCAGGCACGUGAUCUACAUCUACGCUUUCUGGCUGUUUCUCCUCCGCCAUGCGUCCAGGGUAGGGAUCGCCAGUGCGCAGAAGUUGGGCCGGACGCUCGCUAAGAAUCACACUGCGUCUUGAAAUCCUCCGUUUUCCCGUUGGCCCGUCUCAUUGCAUGCUGCCUACUUACUUAUUCGGGAGCUCACAUGCGGAGGGCGUGGAGACUGGAGGCCCUGUGGACACGAUCAUCGGAAAUCGACGUCAUUUCGGCUCCCUACCUGGAUAUCCUUGUUUUUUUUUCAUAUCUCCUCAAUUGUUGUCCAGGUGCACCUGCAGUCGUCCCUGGGAAACUCGAUACUAUUUCAGCAAGAUUCAUGCAACCCCCAGGAGCCCCAGAAAGCUAGAUCUUCCAGCCGGACUCGCCUGCUAUCGAUCCAUCCCAAGGUGUUCGGACCUGGGCCGACCGAUCUUCCCAGGCUUCCUAGACUUUCGGGAGCACGCCGAUCGGGGCUCAUGUCCGUGCUUUCAUUUGACUGCACGCGGGCGUCAUGGCGCGCCGUGCACAUUACCAACUAGGGCUUCACCGAUCCAGUCGGAUAAUAGCCUCACCAGGGGCGGGUGACCGCUAUACAGGAUUUAUAACCACGAAAAAGAGCUCUCUAGCACACAUGGUGCCCACAACACGCGAGGCAGUUCUCCCGCUGAAUGUGAAUCCGACCUAAUGUGAAGCGAUCCAAGAGUGUGCUCGAGACGUACAUUCAUCACGGGCAGAAACAGUAUAUGCGUCAAGUCUCCCUCGAUUUGCAGUGAUUUAUCUACUUAGUCGUAUUAUUGAUUCAUUUCACCAAGGCACGCAUCCAUUUUCGCACUGAUUGUCAUGUCUAAAAGACUUGAGUCUGUUUUGGUAGCAAUGCUUACACCACAAGACACCGACGUUUGC
Mycena citricolor is the source of this 968-nucleotide messenger RNA. The record is from the annotation of a GenBank genome assembly. NCBI's taxonomy places the organism in Eukaryota, Fungi, Basidiomycota, Agaricomycetes, Agaricales, Mycenaceae.